UCCGCAAUCGUGAUCAAAUCCAAUCUCUAUUAAAUCCGGGUAAUAAAUCCGAGCGUACGGCAGCACCUGUAGAAAACGUAAAGGAGCAGCAGACGCACUCCUCUGCAAGCAAGCAAGCAAGCAAACCUUCUCGGCGAUGGAGGUCGCGAUGUCGAGGACGAAGGAGGCGUCGCGCCUCUGGUUCGCCGGAUUCGCCGACGCCUGCUGCCUCCACCGCGUCGUCGCCCUCUGCCUCAGGUCGAAGAAGCUGUCGAUCAGGACGGGGCAGUGCUUUCUCCUCAACGGCUUCAUCUUCCUCGGCAGCAUUGUUCUCUUAAAAUCGCUUGUCAUUCCUACACUUGAGUGGAUAUUGCCUGAGAACUGCUCUCAGAUUACUUCUCAAGAUUCUUGUCCAUUUUCUCGUGUUUUAAGGCUCUACUCCUUCCUACGUUCAGCACUUGUACAACUAUUUUAUGUUUUCUGGUUCUACCCGUUGUACAUAUUUAGCAUCAUUUUGAGCACCAUGUGGUACAAUGACAUAGCUAAACAUGGAUUUGCUGCAAUGGAAGAGCAACCCUCAAACCAAAAUGAGGCUGUGGCCUUGGAAAGUACGACUGAAAAGGAAAACCUUGUUGAUCUUGGAGGGGUGAUGAUCGGAAUUGGAGAGCAGGUGUAUUCAAUACUGCUCCUGACCUUCUUCUUCCUAGAGGUUUAUGCUCUAGGUUUUGUUCCCUAUAUUGGAAAGACACUUAGUUUUUUCCUGCUCUCCUGGCUGUAUGCUUAUUACUGUUUUGAGUACAAAUGGAACUUUACUGAAGUUAGUCUGGACAAGAGACUGGACUUCUUUCAAUCCAACUGGGCAUUCUUUGCUGGUUUUGGUAACCCCUGUGUUCUGGCUAGUUUCUUUUUCUCUCCUCUAGUGGGCUAUGGUGUUAUGGCUAUACUUUUUCCAUUGUUUGUGCUGACAGCUACUAGCUCAAGGGCUGAGCAAGCUAUUUUUAAAGGAAGAAAAGAGAAAGAUGCUGGAUUAGGAAGGCUUCCACUAUUUUAUGCAGCUGAUACAUUUUCGAUGUGGGUCUUGCAUCUUCUUAAUUUGGAAUCUUGGGAGCAAGUGCAAGAGAAGAAGAUGCACUAGAAAGGUUUGAUCGCUGCUGACAUAAAUUGUAGCCCGCAAGGUCAAGGUAUGGAUGAUCAUCUGAUGCUAAAGAGUUUGUACAUAUUUGUUACAAGAUCCUCCUGGAGCAUAACAUUUCCACGAAAGUCAUAUUUGUUAAUGAACUGGGUGGUCUACAACAGCGCUGUUGCGUUCAUCCUCGAUGCUAUUAACAAAUACGUUUAUGUAAAGCACUCAACUGUAAAUUCUUGCUGAUAUGUGAAAUUCCCCAGUGAAGGACGACAUGUUGUUCGUCCUUUGAAUUGCACAACGUAUCUUUGUUAAGUUGCAUUGGACUGUACAGCUUUUCUAAUUUGGUCCUGAUUUCAUAAUACUAUUUACUGUAAGGAUCCUCAGUAUUUGUUGGUGUAGAAGGCGGUUCCUCUUGUA
This is a messenger RNA of Eucalyptus grandis, 1522 nucleotides long. RefSeq names its product protein EI24 homolog. NCBI's taxonomy places the organism in Eukaryota, Viridiplantae, Streptophyta, Magnoliopsida, Myrtales, Myrtaceae. Gene Ontology annotation, cellular component: endoplasmic reticulum. Gene Ontology annotation, biological process: macroautophagy. The record is from RefSeq and is a predicted model, not a curated record.